AUGGGCUGUGAUGGUACUACUCCAAGCUGGUUGAUGAGUGUUGAUCUCUGUGGAAAAGCAGUUGACAACUUCAUCGUGGAAACCGAAGAAACUGUUGUUCGUAUUAAAAGCUUUAUCAAGUCUAUUACGGUCCGAUAUGUUGGAAUUUUAGAUACUGAAGAGUUUGAUUUAGUGGUGAAUGAUUUAUAUCAAUUCUGCUUACUUUCAGACAAGUUUGUUGUGAGGAUUCGACAACAUCAAGACCUUAGAAAGUGUGAUGUUGGGAUAAUCAAGGACUUUAUUCAGAGCAUUGAUGUAUUAAUGAUAAGAUAUGGCAGAACUAUUGAAUGGAGACAACUGCUUGUACAUGGAGACGGUGACAAAAAGAGUAUACUCAUUCCCAUGGAAUACAUUCGUCGACUCCCAGGAGCCAUUAAGACGGUUUAUGAUAAUUAUAACCCUAACACUUGCAAAGACCAUUAUUCUGCUAUGAGACAGCUUGGACUUCAAAUGACAAUAUUGAGGGCCAAUAGGUUAAAGGAAGAAUGCUACAGUAUUUCACUACCAAAAAUAGAAAACUGGCAACAACUAAAGGAGUCAUUGACUGAUGAUAAUAAUUAUUCUCUUGGUGAUCUAAAACUUACUCUGUACCUAUGGGGUACGACAAGGGGUUCAGGAACCAUUCCAGAAGUUUCAGCUGCUGAGAAACGAAUCAGGGAUGUGUGUGGUUGUAUGGAAGCCCAUAAGGAAAAUGUGUUGGCAUUCACAAGAAAGUUCAAGCAAAUUAGUGAACUUUGGUUACAAUUAUUGGUUGGCUCAGAGUGUGAGAUUCCCAUUCGAGGAGGGUAUAUUGAUUAUCAUGAUCGGAUCACGUCAAUGAGCGAAGACACAGGCACAUUGAUGGCCCAAAUGGAGGUUCAAGUUUUCUAA
This is a messenger RNA of Lizanozyma spartinae, 909 nucleotides long. RefSeq lists its product as uncharacterized. The record is from RefSeq and is a predicted model, not a curated record. The coding region runs from base 1 to 909 and encodes 302 amino acids. Lineage: Eukaryota; Fungi; Ascomycota; Pichiomycetes; Serinales; Debaryomycetaceae. The transcript has 2 exons.